GAAAGCCUUGUCAAAAUGCCACUCUCUCCAUCUGUACUCAAAGCUCUAAUAGCAACUCCUGCCAUCUCUCCAAUGGCUAAAUCAACCCCAAAGCUCACAAAAACUGCACUUGGUUGGGCUGCUCACGACUCCUCUGGCAAGUUGACACCAUUUAUCUUCAAGAGAAGAGAAAAUGGAGUUGAUGAUGUGACCAUCAAGAUAUUGUAUUGUGGGAUGUGUCGUACAGAUGUGCACUUUGCCAAGAAUGAUUGGGGCAACACAGCCUAUCCUAUUGUUCCCGGGUAUGAAAUAACUGGAAUUGUAAUUAAGGUGGGAAGCAAUGUCUCAAACUUCAAGAUAGGGGGGAGAGUCGGAGUUGGAUAUGUAGCAGCAUCAUGUUUGGAUUGUGAACUUUGCAAGAGCUUCCAGGAGAAUUACUGUGAUCAUAUGAGACCUGUCUAUAAUAGCAUUCAUUGGGAUGGCAGUCCUACCUAUGGUGGUUACUCCACAAUGUUGGUUGCAGAUCACAGAUAUGUAGUGCACAUACCAGAGAGCUUGCCCAUGGAUAGAGCAGCACCACUAAUGGGAGCAGGGCUGACAGUAUACACUGCCAUGAAACACAGCAACUUAUUUGAAUCACAAGGAAAACAUAUGGCAGUAAUAGGUUUAGGAGGUGUUGGACAUAUGGCUAUCAAAUUUGGAAAGGCUUUUGGUCAUCAUGUUACUGUUAUUAGCACCUCUCCUUCUAAAGAAAAAGAUGCAAAAGAGAAAUUGGGUGCUGAUGGCUUUAUCUUGAGCACUGACCUCAAACAAAUGCAGAGGAACAGAAGAAGUCUAGAUUUUGUUAUAGACACAGUAUCAGCAAAGCAUUCUCUAGGGCCUUAUUUAGAGCUGCUAAAAGUGAAUGGAAUUAUAUCAAUUGUAGGAGAACCAGCUCAGCCAAUUGAAGUCCCAGCUACACCUUUGAUAUAUGGCAAGAAAGUUAUUAGGGGUAGCAUUAUUGGAAGUGUGAAGGAGAUACAAGAGAUGAUUUACUUUUGUGGAGAACACAAUAUCUUGUGUGACAUAGAGGUUGUUUCAACUGAUAAAAUUAAUGAAGCCUUUGAUAGGCUUGCCAAGAAUGAUGUUAAGUUUCGAUUUGUCCUCAAUGUAGCUGGACACCAAUCCUCAAAGCUUUAGAGAGUUUCAAGAAUGGUGUUUAUUGUUCAAGGCUUUUACAUAGUUUCAAGUUGUUUGUGUUUUUUGGGAUUUUUUGGUGCGAAUUUUAAUUUUGUCGGGUCUCAAUGGAGAUAUCAGAAGCUGGGUGAAAAAAAAAAAUUGUUUGUGCUUCUUCUUGUAUGUAGCUUACUGUGUCUUGA
This is a messenger RNA of Lycium barbarum (goji berry), 1337 nucleotides long. RefSeq names its product probable cinnamyl alcohol dehydrogenase 6. Gene Ontology annotation, biological process: lignin biosynthetic process. NCBI's taxonomy places the organism in Eukaryota, Viridiplantae, Streptophyta, Magnoliopsida, Solanales, Solanaceae. The transcript has 6 exons. The record is from RefSeq and is a predicted model, not a curated record. Bases 16 to 1158 code for a protein of 380 amino acids. Gene Ontology annotation, molecular function: cinnamyl-alcohol dehydrogenase activity.